Messenger RNA from Odocoileus virginianus texanus, 2796 nucleotides. It is a transcript of the gene GGN, whose product is annotated as gametogenetin. Gene Ontology annotation, biological process: double-strand break repair; gamete generation. NCBI's taxonomy places the organism in Eukaryota, Metazoa, Chordata, Mammalia, Artiodactyla, Cervidae. The record is from RefSeq and is a predicted model, not a curated record. Gene Ontology annotation, molecular function: ubiquitin protein ligase binding.
GGGGGCGGCUUGGGGGAGGGGUAAGCGCGAGGCAGGCGCACUUGCCCGCUGGGUCCUAGAGCCCGGCCCUGACUGUAGCGAACAGCCCCCCAGCCCGCAUUUUCUCAGGAUCCAGAGAGGAUCCCCUACUUUCCCACCCAUCCGCGCCACUGGCCCCUGAGGAUAUGGAGAAGGGGUCCAGGACGGAGCCUGGUCUCAAGAUUCUAAAGAGGCGAGGGUCUACGUUUGCGGUUCUAAAUGGGAGGGGCUGGGUGCCUGACUGGGUUCGAAAAGGGGUGGGGCGAGAAGGGAGCCUUCGCAAGGGGGCGGGGUCGGAGGGCUCAGAGGAGGAGAGGGUGCGGACGCCGAAGGCGCGGACGAGCGCGUGCGUCAGGGAAGGGGAGGGCCCACGGAGGAAGGGCCUUUUAGGCCGGCCCGAGGAAGGAGAGGGUCUUGGGAAGAGAGGUUGCCAGGUCUUAGAAGGACGGAGCUUAUAAGUAAAUUGUCUUUAGGGGCCGGACGACGGAGAGUUCCAAAAGGGAGGAGCUACGUAGCAGAGUUCGUAAUGGGCGGGGCUUCGGGAGAAGUAAUAACGGAGGGGGCGGGGCAUUGUAAAGGGGCGGGGCUGAAAGAACGUUCUAAAGAGAUGAGGCCUAGGACUACGAGGUCUGGGGGGCGGGGAAGAAGACACCGGAGUAUUUCAAAGGGAGAUCCAGAAAUGGGGAACGUGCAGUCGGAGCCGUCCGCGGGCGGGGGCUCCCGAAAAGAGCAGGCCUCGGACCGGUCCUCUGACUCCCGCCGGACAUCCCUGGUGGAGCCCGAGGUGACCCCCUCCUCCCCGGCCAUGCGCCUGGCUCGCGGGCUGGGCGUUUUGUUCCCUGGCAGCUCCGCGCCCCCGGGACUCCUGGUACCCCCGGAGCCCCAGGCCUCACCCUCACCCCUGCCCCUGACCUUAGAACUGCCCUCGCCAGUGACGCCCCCUUCAGAGGAGGCGGCUGCGGCCGCGGUCUCCACACCACCCCCUCCCCCCGUGGGGACCCUGCUGCCCGCGCCGUCUAAGUGGCGAAAACCCACGGGCACUCCGGUGCCCCGGAUCCGCGGUCUGCUGGAGGCGAGUCAUCGCGGCCAGGGCGACCCUCCGAGCCUCCGCCCGCUGCCGCCGCCGUCCCGGCAACUAACCGAAGAGGACCCCGACCCUGUCCCGAGGGCCCCAUCUCCGACUCCGCCGCCCUUGGAGCCGCGGAAGCCGCCACUACCGCCACCUUCCGACCGGCAGCCCCCGGACCGCAGAAUCACUCCUACUCUGGCCACACCCGCCGCAACCCCUACAGAAAGCCAGGCAAGACUCGGCAGCGAGGGCCAGACGGCCAGCGGGGCCCGCAGCGGGGCACCUCCCCAAGCAGGCGAGGGCGAAAUGGCCAGGCCUGCGGCCUCCGAGCCCGGCCUGAGUCUGUUGUGUAAAGUCACCUUCAAGUCGGGGCCCCCUCUGCCCCCUGCGGCAGCGUCGAGUUCUUUAGCCGCUAAAGCCUCUUUCGCGGGCGGCGGCGGCGGCGGCGGCGGACUCUUCGCCGCCUCGGGCGCCAUCUCCUACGCUGAGGUCCUGAAGCAGGGACCCCUGGCUCCUGGGGCCUCUCGCCCCUCGGGAGAGGUCCCUCGGGGAACUCAGAAAGCAGAGGGCGGAGAUGGAGACGGCGAGGGGUGUUCUGGACCCCCCUCGGCGCCUGCGUCCCUCGCCCGGACCUUUCCGCCACCACCUUACACCACCUUCCCUGGCUCGAAGCCCAGAUUUGACUGGGUGAGCCCUCCUGAUGGCCCUGAACGCCACUUUCGCUUCAAUGGGGCUGGCGGAGGCGUCUGGGCACCCAAACGGCGCUCAGCCGCUUUCUCAGGGCCCUGGAGCUUCACACCGCCUGCUCCAGGGCAGAUGCAUCCUGCUCCCGGGCCCCGGAGGCCCGCACCCGCCUUGCUGGCGCCGCCUAUGUUCAUCUUCCCGGCGCCCACCAAUGGCGAGCCUGUGCGCCCCGGGCCUCCCGGCCCCCCCGAGCUGCCGCCGCCGCCGCCGCCGCCCACACCACCACCCACGCUGCCUCCAGCGCCGCCUCCCACACCGCAGCCGCCCGUGCUCCAGCCAACGCCGCUGCCCGUGACGCUCCCGCCCGCCCCGGGCCCGGGCCCGGGCCACUCGGAGUCGGCCGUGACUCCCGCCCCGGCUCCCGUCCCGGCUCCCGCUCUGACCUCCGCCUUGGCUGCCGACCAGGCCCCAGCCCCGGUCCCGGCCCCGGCCCCGGCCCCAUCCCCGGCUCAAGCUCCCACUGUGGACGAGCCAUUACCACCCGCGCCCGCGCCCGUGCCCGUUAAGACCCGCACGCGCAGGAACAAGGGUCCCCGUGCAGCCCGCGCGGUUCCGCGUGAGGAUGGCGCGCCCGGAGAUGGUCCCCGCGAACGUACAGCCACUACUGUGACUGACAGCCGUGGUGCAGGGAGUGGCGGCAGCGGGUCUCUUCCGGCGGGGACAGCUAAUUCGGGCGCCGCGCGCCACUGGCCACCCUUCCAGGUGCUUAACUCCUGUCCCUGCAAGUGUUACUGCCGCCACCAGCCACGCCACCGCCGCCUGCCAAGAAACGUGUCUGCCUGGCUGAGCACGCCCACCAACCACCUGAGUGAGCCACCCUGGGUUGCCACCAUCAAGUUGGCCGGCUCCCUGGUAGCCGGGCUGGAGCACUAUGACUUGCAGGCUACCCAUUCCAACUGAGUGCAGUCUGCUCAAUGCCCUCUGCCUCCCCCUCCCUGACAAUAAAAUAACCAUCCAGAUGCCGA